AUGAAGCCAGGCUGUGCAGCAGAAUCUCCAGGGAAUGAAUGGAUUCUCCUCAGCCCUGAUGCGGGCAGCGCACGUUAUAGGAAAACAAUGUCCACCCGCGGACGGCACGGAUCUGUCAUCCUGUCAGCCUUUAUGCUCCUGAGGGCUGUUAUUGGAUUCUCUGGAGACGGAAGAGCCAUCUGGGCUAAAGAUCCUCAUCUUAGCCCAGUAAAUGAAAGUCAACUGUUUGUCUAUGACACUUUUCCUAAAAACUUUUUUUGGGGUGUGGGGACUGGAGCAUUUCAAGUGGAAGGCACCUGGACGGCAGAUGGGAAAGGACCGUCGAUAUGGGACCAUUUCAUCCAGACGCACCUGAAAGAUGUUCACAGCCAGAAUAGCUCCAGUGACAGCUACCACCUUCUGGAAAAAGAUUUGUCAGCCCUGGAUUUUAUUGGCGUUUCUUUCUAUCAGUUUUCAAUUUCCUGGCCAAGACUGUUCCCCAAUGGAAUAGCAGCCGACGCCAACGUGAAAGGUCUCCAGUAUUAUAAUUCACUUCUGGACGCUCUUGUCCUUAGACGCAUUGAACCUAUAGUGACUUUGUACCAUUGGGAUUUGCCUUUGGUGCUACAAGAAAAAUAUGGGGGGUGGAAAAAUGAAACCUUGAUUGAUAUCUUCAAUGACUAUGCCACAUACUGUUUCCAGAUGUUCGGGGACCGUGUCAAGUACUGGAUUACAAUUCACAACCCAUACCUAGUUGCCUGGCAUGGAUAUGGGACAGGGGCGCACGCCCCUGGAGAGAAGGGGAAUUUAGCAGCUGUCUACACUGUGGGACACAACUUGAUCAAGGCUCAUUCGAAAGUCUGGCAUAACUACCACAUAAAUUUCCGCCCGCAACAGAAGGGCUGGUUAUCCAUCACACUGGGCUCCCACUGGAUUGAGCCAAAUCGGUCUGAAGAUGCGAUGGACGUCCUCAAAUGCCAACAGUCCAUGGCGUCGGUGCUCGGGUGGUUCGCCAGCCCCAUCCACGGGGACGGCGACUAUCCCGAGCUCAUGAAGAAGAAGUUGCUCUCCCUUCUGCCCAACUUCUCCAACGCAGAGAAGAACGAGAUCAGGGGCACAGCUGACUUCUUUGCCUUUUCCUUUGGACCCAACAAUUUCAAACCCCAGAACACCAUGGCAAAAAUGGGGCAAGUAGUGUCCCUCAAUUUACGGGAAGUGCUGAACUGGAUCAAACUGGAAUAUGACAACCCCCGAAUCUUGAUUGCUGAGAACGGCUGGUUCACAGACAGUCAUGUGAAGACAGAAGAUACCACUGCCAUCUACAUGAUGAAGAAUUUCCUCAACCAGGUUCUUCGAGCAAUAAGAUUUGAUAAAGUACAAGUGUUUGGUUACACAGCCUGGUCUCUUCUGGAUGGCUUUGAAUGGCAGGACGCUUACACCACUCGCCGGGGAUUAUUUUACGUGGACUUCGAUAGCGAGCAGAAAGAAAGGAAGCCCAAGUCUUCGGCACAUUACUACAAACAGAUCAUACGAGAUAACGGUUUUACUUUGAAAGAGUCCACACCGGCGGUGCAAGGCCAGUUUCCCUGUGACUUCUCCUGGGGUGUCACUGAGUCUGUCCUUAAGCCGGAGUCCGCGGCUUCGUCCCCGCAGUUCAGCGACCCCCACCUGUACGUGUGGAACGUGACGGGCAACAGGCUGCUGCAGCGCGUGGACGGCGUGAGGCUGAAGACGCGGCCGGCGCAGUGCACGGACUUCGUCAGCAUCAAGCGGCAGCUGGAGAUGCUGUCCCGCCUGAAGGUCACCCACUACCGGUUCGCGCUGGACUGGCCCUCCAUCCUCCCCACGGGCGACGUGUCGAGCGCCAGCCGCGCCGCCCUGCGCUACUACCGCUGCGUGAUCAGCGAGGGCCUGAAGCUGCGCAUCGCCCCGAUGGUCACGCUCUACCACCCCACGCACGCGCGCCCGGGGCUCCCCGCGCCCUUGCAGCGCCGCGGCGGCUGGCUGAACCCCGCCACCGUGCAGGCCUUCCAGGACUACGCCGGGCUGUGCUUCCAGGAGCUGGGCGACCUGGUGCGGCUCUGGAUCACCAUCAACGAGCCCAACCGGCUGAGCGACGCGUACGGCGGCCGCGCGGGCAACGCCUCGUACCUGGCGGCGCACCACCUGCUGCUGGCGCACGCGCGCGCCUGGCGCCUGUACGACGCGCGCUUCCGCGGGGCGCAGCGCGGGGCGCUGGCGCUGGCGCUGCACGCCGACUGGGCCGAGCCCGCCGACCCGUACGCGCCGUCGCACGCGCGGGCGGCCGAGCGCUUCCUGCAGUUCGAGCUGGCCUGGUUCGCCGACCCGCUCUUCCGGGACGGCGACUACCCGCGCGCCCUGCGCGAGCACCUGGCGGCGCGGCGGCGCCAGGGGCUGUCGGGCGCGGCGCUGCCCGCCUUCAGCGACGCCGAGCGGCGGCUGGUGCGCGGCGCCGCCGACUUCUGCGCGCUCAACCACUUCACCACCCGCUUCGUGAUGCACGCGCGCCCGCGCGACGGCGGCGACCGCGACGUGCAGUUCCUGCAGGACAUCACCCGGCUCAGCUCGCCCAGCCGCCUGGCCGUGCUGCCCUGGGGCCAGCGCAAGGUGCUGCGCUGGGUCCGCGAGCGCUACGGUGACGUGGACGUGUACCUCACGGCCGGGGGCAUCGACGACCCGGCCCCGCUCGACGACCGGCUCCGGCAGCACUACGUGGAGAAAUACGUCCAGGAGGCGCUGAAAGCACACCUGAUUGAUAAUGUCAAAGUCAAAGGCUAUUAUGCAUUCAAGUUGACUGACGAAAAAUCUAAACCCAGAUUUGGGUUCUUCACAUCUGACUUCAAAGCUAAAUCCUCAGUGCAGCUUUACAACAAGCUCAUCCGUGACAAUGGCUUUCCCCCUGAGGACAGCGAGCCGCAGUGCAGAGCGAAUGCAAGAAGUUCAGAGUGUGCCGUCUGCCUAUUCCUGGUGCAGAGGAAGCCGCUGCUAUUCUUUACCUGUUGCUUCUUCUCCACUCUGGUUCUGCUUCUCUCACUUACCAUCUUUCACAAGCAAAGGAAAAGAAAAUUUUGGAAAGCAAAGAACUUGCAACACAUACCGCUGAAGAAAGGGCAGAAGAGAGUUCUUAGCUAACUUGGUCCUAUCUGUCUGCGUGAUGGAAGGUUUAAAAUUUCACUCCAGCUCCAUAUACAGAUCUCACUGGGUACAGAGCGACAGCGUGAGAAUAACACCUCAGUGUUAUUCGUGAGCAAGCUGAUCACUGUGUCUGCUUCGUGACUCUCAAAGGACUUCAUUCUAGUUGGUGAAUUCAGCUCUUCAGUGUGAAGAUAAUGCCUGUGCCUAGCUGUAAAUACGCUUGGUGACCGUCUUCCCCUGCUCCAUGUUUGAUGAGCUGUUCCCACCAUUCUCUAGAACUACCAGUAGCUAUUUUGAAAGGUACUUUACAGCAGAGAUUUAAAGCUCUUUAACAUUGGACAGUGAUGUUUCUGUCACUUCUAGCAAGGUGCUUUCCCCUGUUGAGGUAGUUGGUCCCCAGAAGAGAAGAUUAUGUAGUACUUUUUCCCAUCUAUGGCACUUUCAGCCUUGCCUCUUUUUCCUGUGGAGACCCCGCUCUACCAGCUGGCCCCUUAGUCUUGUGCUGUGGUCCUCCAUUUACAUUUUACAGCCCCCUUGGAAUAUCCAAGGGGCCCAUCCAGUUGACAAAUGUUGAUAUAGUCUGUAUCUACAGCCAUGGUACAGCAGACUGAAGCACAGCAAUUCCUCCGUUCUCAAUAAAAACAAGCAUUUCUAAAACAUCAAAUUAUGUGAUGUCUUUCAUUUAAUCAGAUCUGGUACUAUAAAAACAUGUGGGGCCAGAGAUCCAGUGGGUGGUGCUUGCUUCGCAUGUGGCCGAACAGGUUUGAUCCCCAGCACCCCAUAUGGAUCCUGACCACCUCGAGUGAUCACCGAGUAGAGCCAAGAGAAAGCUCUGAGCACAGCUGGGUGUGACCCUAAAACCAAAAAGAGUCCGGAACAACAGUAACCAGGUGUUUGCCUUACAUAUGGCAACCCAAAUUUAAUCCCCAGCAUUACAUGAUUCCCGAGAGCCAGGAGUAACUCCUGAACAUUGCCAGGUGUGGUCCCAAAACCAAAUAAAUAAUAAAACAUGUAGGGCUUAAGAUCAAGUUCAAAUGGUACAGCACAUAUUUUGCAUGGGAGGAAGACAAAAGCCUGGAUCCUACCUUCAGCACAUGGCACCUUAAGUUAUGCCAGGACUGCCCUCUUACCCAAACCCCACCACCAAAUGCAUGCAGUUUACAUAACUCAUGGAAAGAUCUGGGACUAGAAUUAGGGCUGGACCCUAGUCGGGCCCGUGCUCGGCUCCGGCCGGCCGGGUUUUCGGCCCGGGCGCCCAUGCCCCUGCAGAGCCGGUGGAUGUGGAACAAGCGGGAACCAGAGACAGCUUUAGGAAUUGGGGUUCCAGCAAGUGCCUGCACCCAUGUAUGGAGACUGUGAAUUAAGCCUUUGCCCCACGCCGGCUAACGGAGGAAAUAUGUAAUUUCUGGCAGAAUUUUCCCAGGACUUUAUACAGAAAUCCAAAACCGCGCGGACGCGACUUAACAUUUAUAAUUGUCAUCAAUGUGAAAGGGUUCCAUUUGAACAGGUCAGACUUGGGGGGGAAACUCCAAAUAAUAACAGUAAGUUUUUGUUGAAAUAUUGAAGGUUCUUAAUGUAACAGCCACCUCUGGACUAUGAGCUAAGCAAAAGCCCCACGCUGGCCAACGUGGCGUGGAGUACACCAUACUAUGAGGCGCAGGAAGGGGGAUGAGGGGGAAAAAUUUAAAAAAAAAAAAUGGAAAAGGAAAAAGAGAAAAAAAAGAGAGAGAGAGAGUUAUGUCAACUAUAGUGAGUUUUGUGUUGAAUUAUGGAAUGUAA
Sorex araneus (European shrew) is the source of this 4914-nucleotide messenger RNA. It is a transcript of the gene KLB, whose product is annotated as klotho beta. The record is from RefSeq and is a predicted model, not a curated record. Lineage: Eukaryota; Metazoa; Chordata; Mammalia; Eulipotyphla; Soricidae. Gene Ontology annotation, biological process: carbohydrate metabolic process; fibroblast growth factor receptor signaling pathway. Gene Ontology annotation, molecular function: fibroblast growth factor receptor binding; hydrolase activity, hydrolyzing O-glycosyl compounds; fibroblast growth factor binding. The coding region runs from base 1 to 3132 and encodes 1043 amino acids. The transcript is spliced from 5 exons.